AUGUUGUGCUUUCCUACGGCUGGCGCUGCGGCACUACCCGACGUGUGCCCUCCGUUGCGGCGGGCCGAGUCCACGGCGCUCUUCCUGGAGCUGCGGCGCGCCUACGAGACGCUCUCCGACCCGGUGCGGCGGGUGCGCUACUACGCCGACCUGAGGACAGUCGGGGAGCCGGCGAGGCCGGGCGUUGAGUUCAAGAGGGACGUGUGGGAGUCCCAGCUGUGCGUGCUACGGACGCGCUCCGAACGGCGCCAGAGGGAGAGGAGCGGCCGCGGGCGCCGGUCUGAUUGGGCGCGCGCAUGA
This is a messenger RNA of Phragmites australis (common reed), 300 nucleotides long. Its product is annotated as chaperone protein dnaJ 20, chloroplastic-like. Gene Ontology annotation, cellular component: chloroplast. The record is from RefSeq and is a predicted model, not a curated record. NCBI's taxonomy places the organism in Eukaryota, Viridiplantae, Streptophyta, Magnoliopsida, Poales, Poaceae. The transcript has a single exon. Bases 1 to 300 code for a protein of 99 amino acids.